CUUUCGCAAUGGGUAAAGGUCGUCGCAUGAAAAAGCAGGGCCCUCCGGCCCCGCUGGAUGAGUCGAAAAUUACGAUGCUUAAGAAACGCAAGACCGGCGACGCACCUGCGGAAUCAAAGGCGGAAGCAGGCAAGAAGCGAAGACGCACCGAUGUUGAGGAUGAUGGCGUGAAGGACAUGCAGAUCAAGGCAAAGAAGAAUAAGGCAAAUGGAGUUGUCAAUGGGAAAGAGAAGGAGAAAAAGGCUGCUACUGCUGUUACGGCUACUGCGAAGAAUAAGAAAAAGAAGCAGCCGGAGCCCGAGCCGGAACCCGAGUCAGAGGAUGAGUGGGAGGAUGAGGACGAAGAGAUGUCGAAUAUUGAUGAUGGUGAGGAGAUGAGUCAGGACGAAUUUGAUGAUCUGGAUGGUGUCAGCGAUGGCUCCAUGGAUAGCCAGGGCGAGGGCGAGUUCGGGUUUGGGAGCGACGACGACUCAGAUUCCGUGGUGGAUUCAGACGAGGACGAUCACCCACGGCAAACUAUGUUCUCUGACGACGAGGAUCUUUCGGAUGCGGAGGAAAAGCUGACCGCGGCUAACAUUGAAGGUCUAUCUCGAAAGCUGGACGAACAGAGGCAGAUGGAAGAGGAGGAGGCGGAGCUUGAAAUGCAGGAAUCUGCGAUGCAGACCAACAUUGCCGGAGACCGUCCGGAUGUUUUCGAGGGCAUAGAGGGAGAAGGACUGGCUCCAAACCUCCAGCUGCUCCGGACAAGGAUCACCGAGACGAUCCGCAUCUUGGGCGAUCUAAAGACCCUAGGUCAGCCUGGGAAGUCCCGCGCCGAUUAUACCCAGCUGCUUCUCAACGACAUCUGCACAUACUAUGGAUACACGCCGUUCCUCGCCGAAAAGCUAUUCAAUCUGUUCACACCAAUGGAAGCAUUUGCCUUCUUUGAGGCCAACGAAACACCUCGUCCCGUCGUCAUCCGUACCAACACCCUCCGCACGAACCGAAGAUCUCUCGCCCAAGCUUUAAUCAAUCGAGGUGUUGUCCUCGAGCCCGUCGGAAAGUGGUCCAAGGUCGGUCUGCAGGUCUUCGAGUCCGCAGUUCCCCUCGGUGCCACCCCAGAAUACCUUGCAGGUCACUACAUCCUCCAAGCCGCCUCCUCAUUCCUCCCCGUCAUGGCGCUCGCCCCUCAAGAGAACGAACGAAUCCUCGAUAUGGCCUCCGCCCCUGGUGGUAAAACCACCUACAUCUCCGCUCUGAUGCGCAAUACUGGCUGCGUCAUCGCUAACGACGCGAGCAAGCCCCGUGCAAAGGGUCUUAUUGGUAACAUCCACCGCCUCGGGUGCAAAAACACCAUCGUCACGAACCUUGACGCCCGCACAGCUUUUCCCAAGGCCAUGGGCGGUUUUGACCGUGUCCUUCUCGAUGCUCCCUGCACAGGUACAGGCGUUAUUGCUAAAGACCCUAGCGUCAAGACCAACAAGAACGAGCGUGACUUCCUCGCAAUUCCACACAUGCAGCGCCAGCUCCUCCUCGCGGCGAUUGACUCCGUCAAUCACGCUUCCAAAACCGGCGGCUAUAUUGUCUAUUCCACUUGCAGUGUGACAGUCGAGGAGAACGAGGCUGUUGUCCAGUACGUUCUCAAGAAGCGGCCUAACGUCAAGCUCGUCGAGACUGGACUUGGCGAUUUCGGUUCACCAGGCUUCACUCACUAUAUGGGCAAGCACUUCGACGCGAAGAUGACGAUGACGAGACGCUACUUCCCGCACCGCGAGAACGUCGAUGGGUUUUUCGUCUGUAAGCUGAAGAAGAUUGGUCCUACGCCGGUGCAGAAGCCCGGUGAAAAGGAUUCCAGCAUCUCCACCAGCAAGCCCAAGUCCUCUACUGCGACGACAGACGGCGAACAAGCAGUCGACAAGACCCCCGUUACUGAUGAAGACGGAACUACCCCAGGAGACGACUUCGGCCCCUUCGACGAAAACGAGGAGGAAGAUAGGGAACGCAUCUUGCGCGCAGAACGGAACCGUCUUCGCCGCAAAGGCCUUAACCCCAAGGGUGUACUAAACAAGCCCAAGAAGACAGCAACCCCGAAGACAGCGAUCGAAUCCGAGUCAACGACGAAGUCCCAGAAAUCCGAGGACUCAAGCGCUGAUAAGUCUCAGCCACAACCCCAGCGGGAGGAGCAAGACGAGUCCAAGAAAGAGAAGAAGAAGAAGCCCAUUACAAAGACACAAGAAGAUACCGCCGUUGUAUCUUCGACCCCGCCCUCUAACCAGGAGCAAGAAAAGCAGCAGGGCAAGUCAAAGUCUUUAAAGCAGUCUACUAGCCCAGGAAAGGAGAAGGCGAAGGAGAAGAGCAAGGGUUCGGGGAAAGCUAAGGGGAAAGGAAAUAAAUGAAGGGACGGGCUGAGUUUAUCCUAAUCCACAUUCGUAUAAGUAAUGUGUCUGUAUAUGGUUCUUUCAAGCAUGAUCAUCAAAUAAAAAGCAUA
Molecule: messenger RNA, 2467 nt
Organism: Aspergillus nidulans FGSC A4
Lineage: Eukaryota; Fungi; Ascomycota; Eurotiomycetes; Eurotiales; Aspergillaceae
Product: rRNA (cytosine-C5-)-methyltransferase NOP2
Exons: 1
Coding region: 9-2375 (788 amino acids)
Biological process (GO): RNA processing; rRNA base methylation; assembly of large subunit precursor of preribosome
Cellular component (GO): nucleolus; preribosome, large subunit precursor
Molecular function (GO): methyltransferase activity; rRNA (cytosine-C5-)-methyltransferase activity; RNA methyltransferase activity
Source: RefSeq, a predicted model, not a curated record